Molecule: messenger RNA, 1201 nt
Organism: Arachis ipaensis
Lineage: Eukaryota; Viridiplantae; Streptophyta; Magnoliopsida; Fabales; Fabaceae
Product: protein NDR1-like
Biological process (GO): defense response to other organism
Cellular component (GO): plasma membrane; plasmodesma
Source: RefSeq, a predicted model, not a curated record
ACUCAGAGUUGUGAUUAUGCCCGCAUUGCAUUGAGUAUGGGUUAUCCUUAAACCUAAGAAACGCAUAUUCUUUACUUUACCCCCUUCUCUUAAUGUAAUGCUUUGGUAACAGAAACCAACUUGAAACAGAUUCCCAGGUCAUGCGUCUCUUAAAUACAACAAUGGUAAGCAACAGAAUUCUGAUGAGUUGCAAAUAUCAGAGAUGUGUGACACCGAGUACAAGAGUUUCUACUUAUGGCUGGCAGAAUUCAUAGGCUUCUUAGGCCUACUUGCACUGUGCCUGUGGCUAGCCUUACGACCCAAAGAGCCAACAUGCAGCGUCACCUUCGUAACCAUAGACCAGCCCUCCGAUCAAAACGGGACCAUCUUUUACUCUCUUGAAUUCGAGAACCAAAACAAGGACUCUAACAUCUACUAUGAUGACUCAACUUUCCUUUUCUUGUAUGGGCAGCGUCAAGACAAGGUGGCAGAGACAACCUUAAAAUCAUUUCAUCAAGGGACUAGUAGCAAGCGCGUGGAAUCUGGCACUGUCCACGCUAAAUCUGAACUACUGAAAACUUUGCUCUCCAAUGCAAUAAAAAAUGCCACCAGUGAGUUAAAGGUGGCUUUAAGGACGAGGUUUCACUACAAGACAUGGGGAAUCAAGAGCAAGUUUCAUGGGUUAAACCUGGCUACUAAUCUACCAAUAGGUGGUGAUGGGAAGCUUAAGUUUUCGGGGAAGAAAAACAAGUACAAACUCAAACAGUGUAGUACCAAGAAAUUGGUCAAGUCGGUAAAGCACUGAUCUCAUUCCCUCCAUUUCUUUCUCUUGGUUCAAUUCUUCAUCUUAUCCUUUUCCCUUCGUUUCUUCUAACACUUAGAAAACAUACCCAAUUUGUGUGCAUGUGAUCCAAUACCUAUAUGAGAGAAAUAGAGAAUGUUCUUUACAUAGGAAAAUUAAAGAUUAGGUUAUGAUGGUUUCUUCUCGAAUCAAUAUUAGCUACAAUACAGUCAGACACAAAAAAGAUUAUUUGGUUUUGCAUUAUGUUGUAUGAGAAAAUUGUUUAGUUUUAGUAAGAUUUUCUUGUGUACAUAGUUGGUGUAAACCGGAUAGAAACAAGAGAAUUCAAUAUUUGUGUAUUCUUUUUCCCCCUUCAAAUAAGUACUCAUGUAGUGGUAUCCAUUGAACUAAACGUCAGCAAUGAAAGCAGCGUUCACAAUA